CCGGCUCUGGCCCCGCGGCUGCCGAGCAGUCGGAGACGCAGCUGCGGCGCCGGGGCCUGAGCGGCCGCGCCUCCUCCUCCUCCGCCUCCUCCUCCUCCUCCUCCUCCUCCCCGUCGUCCUCGCCGCCGGCGCGCCCAGAGCGCGGCGCACAGGUGUGGAGCCAGUGUGUCUGCCGGGGCCGUGCCCGGGUUCAGAGACAUGCCAGUUGGUGGGUGCAGCUGAAGGCAGUGAUGGAGCCCCUGCAGCAGCAGCAGCCGCCGCCACAGCCGCCGCCGCCUCACCUGACGGCUCUGCAGAUGGAUGCCCGAGAGAAGCAGGGGAAGCCCAUGAGAGACGCCCAGUUCCUGUAUGCCCAGAAGCUCGUCACACAGCAGACUCUCCUCUCGGCCACACCUGGGCGGCCUUCGGGCAGCUCUGCCCUGGGCCCCUUAGCCAGGGUCCCAGCGGCAGCGGCCCGGGUUAUGGAACGGAGCACUGUGAACUCGGAGCCCGAGGAGGAGGAGGGAGGGCUGGAAGGGGAGGACGACGGAGAUGAUGAUGUGGCAGAGGUGUCCGAGAAAGAGGGCCAGGCAGCUGCGAAAUAUUUUCCUGUGCAGAAAGGGGCUCGCCAAGACCCCCGAGCGGGCCCUAUCUCAGGCUUGCUCCCCGCCCCCGGGCUCCCACCGCACGGACAGCAAGCUAAAGAGGAUCGCACCAAAGAGGCUUCUACGGCCCCACCUUCCGGCCCCGCGGGCGGUCAGCCUGCCUGGAAUCUGGAUGAGCAGCUCAAGCAGAAUGGUGGAUUGGCCUGGAGUGAGGACGCGGAUGGAGCCCGGGGAAGAGAGAUCUCUCGAGAUUUUGCCAAGCUGUAUGAACUGGACAGUGACCCAGAACGAAAAGAGUUCCUGGAUGACCUCUUCGUCUUCAUGCAGAAGCGGGGCACCCCCAUCAACCGAAUCCCCAUCAUGGCCAAGCAGACCCUGGACCUGUACAUGCUGUACAAGCUGGUGACGGAGAAGGGGGGCCUGGUGGAGAUCAUCAACAGGAAGAUCUGGAGGGAGAUCACCAAAGGCCUGAACCUGCCCACCUCCAUCACCAGCGCCGCCUUCACCCUGCGGACACAGUACAUGAAGUACCUCUAUGCCUACGAGUGUGAGAAGAAGGCCUUGAGCUCCCCGGCCGAGCUGCAGGCGGCCAUCGACGGCAACCGGAGGGAGGGCCGGCGGCCCAGCUACAGCUCCUCACUCUUCGGCUACUCGCCCGCCGCCGCCUCGGCCGCCACUGCUGCCCGGGCUCCCGCCCUCCUGUCCCCGCCCAAGAUCCGCUUCCCCAUCCUCGGCCUGGGCGCCAGCGGGGGCAGCAGUGCCAGCAGCCCCCGCAUGUCCCCUGCAGCUGCUCUCAGGAAAGCUUUGCUUCCUUGGCCAGGCGACGGCGUCCCGGUGACGACGGUGCCAAACCGCCUGGCUGUGCCCAUGGCCCUGGCAGGCCAGCAGACUGGCAGCCGAACAGCCGCGCUGGAGCAGCUGCGGGAGCGGCUGGAGUCGGGGGAGCCCGCUGAGAAGAAGGCGUCCCGGCUGUCGGAGGAGGAGCAGCGCCUGGUGCAGCAGACCUUCCAGCGCAGUCUCCUCAGCAUGGCCCGCCAGCUGCCCAUGAAGAUCCGGAUCAACGGCAGGGAGGACAGAUCAGAGGCCUCGACUGCAGCCCUGAACCUGACCACAAGCAGCAUUGGGAGCAUCAACAUGUCGGUGGACAUCGACGGCACCACCUACGCAGGCGUGCUGUUCGCCCAGAAGCCCGUGGUCCACCUCAUCGCGGGAUCCACUCCCCAGAGCCUCGGCGGCAGCAGCAGCAGCAGCUCCUCCCACUGCUCGCCGAGUCCUACCUCUUCCCGGGGCACCCCCAGUGCAGAGCCCUCCACCAGCUGGUCCCUCUGACGGGCGACGGGCCGGGCACGGCCUCCCACGCCCCUCUCCUGUCAGGGCUGGAGGACGUGGACGCACAGAAUUUACCUCAUCUCCCGGAGCCCGUGUCGACGCCGCGUGGCCAGACGUGGAGAGUCCGGGCGUGGGCGACUCUCCAGGCUCCACUCAGGUCCUGCUGUACUCUGGGGACAGGACAGGGCAGCGUUGUCCAAUCAGGGAUUGCCCGGGGACUGGGCUGGGCCCGCGGGCAUGCAGCUCCCUCCCAGCCCCCAGGCCGCCUCCACUCCUGGGCAGUGUAUGACAAUCUGGAGCGCAGGGCUGGAGGCCCUCCAGUCCCCUUCCCUUUAAUUUAUUUCCCGUCUCCCGGGCUCACUGGCCUCUUCCCCUGCCCAGUACCCCAGGCUUUUAAUCAGGACCCAUCUCUGCCGCGCCCGGGCCCCCCGGGCCACCUUGCCCACCACGUUUGGGCGCAGGCUGUGGGGCCCUCCAAUUCAAGUCUGGAUGCAGUUCCUUGGGCCUUCCAAGUCUGCUGGGGUGAGGCAGGCCUGGGGCCCCGCGGCACUGACCCUUACCCAGCCCCCCACCCAGACCUCACGCUCCCACUGGCCCUUUCUGACCAGCUCUCCCACGAACCGCCCACUUGCCCCCCCACCUUCUCCUGGGGCUGUCUCGGCCUCAGCACCCCAAACCUGCCGACAUCAGGUUCAUUGAAAUACCUCAGAUUUGUAAUUGUCGAUGUUUGAUUCUUCAGGAAGUAUUUGCAUCUCUGAAAGCUUUUUUAUAUGUUUUUGAUGACUUUUUUUUUUUAAUUUUUAUUGUUGUAGAACCAAAGAAAUGAAAGCAGAUCACCCCCAAAACCGAGCAGAUAAGAUUUGGUACCCCAGCCCUUCCGGCCUCCCCUGAGGUCCCAGUGAGAGGGGACUGUGGGGAGCAGGCCGGAGGGCUGACUCAGGGAUCCCGGGGGCGGGUGGGGCAGGGGCCUGCUCUGGCAGGUGCGGUCUAUACCCCACCCCACUCCUGCAGAUGGCCCUUGCCCCCUUUUACCGGAGCUGGUCCCUUGCGCCUGGCCCACUCAUCCCUGUGUGCAGGGGUGAGGAGGGACCUGGAGUUCCGGGCAGAGUCCGGGCUCACCUCCUUUGAGAGGGGCCCCCUGCAGUGCUGUCUGGAAGGACAGGGAGUCCAGAGCUUGAGCACAAAGCGUACCUCACCCAGGCCAGCGGGCACGCACUCCCCUCCAGCAGGACCUGCCCUCUGGGGCCUCCGUGGCUGCCUGCCACUUCUCCCCAGGCAGGUGCAGCCCGCGGGCAGAGAAGGGCAGCUGGGCCCCGCUGCCAGGGAGGAGCCCAGCUGGCUGGCACGGGGCCUUCUAAAGGCAUGUCAGACAUCGGGCCAGUGUCUGUCUCAGGGUUUGGUGACGAGGGACGACUCUUCCCACCCAGAAGACACAGGAACGCCGAGUAUCUGGUCACUGGAUUGGCCUCUUGUCCCCAGGCCGCCUGCCCUGCGUCCCGCGCAGGGACAAGAGCUGAAGCUCAGCAGAAAGCCCCUGAGGAGGGGCCUUGGCCGAGAGGGGCUGUCUGGAAGCACAGUCCUGGACGCUCCCUCGGAGGCGGCCGGCCCCGCCCACCCUCCAUGUAUUCUAACCAGGAAAAAUGUGAUAGCACAUGGGUAGCCUAGCAGCGGAGAAAUACCUCAGUCCUUUCACAGCAAGUGUCUGUAUAUGUCGUGGUUGUUUUCUAUCUUAUGUGUUCUCGAAUGUUUAUAUUUCAAUAAACCUCUACCUCUUCACACAGCA
Molecule: messenger RNA, 3696 nt
Organism: Sorex araneus (European shrew)
Lineage: Eukaryota; Metazoa; Chordata; Mammalia; Eulipotyphla; Soricidae
Gene: ARID3B
Product: AT-rich interaction domain 3B
Exons: 9
Coding region: 231-1913 (560 amino acids)
Biological process (GO): regulation of transcription by RNA polymerase II
Cellular component (GO): nucleus
Molecular function (GO): DNA binding
Source: RefSeq, a predicted model, not a curated record